CUAUAGCAACGGUUGUACAAACAAAGAAUUUGACGUCAGAGUCAUGAAGAAGUAAAUUUUAAAGUACUUACCUAUUAUCUAAAAAUCCACAGUUUUUUUUUAAACCAAUGGCAGGGUCUGAAAGCAGUGGGUGGGUGUUUGAUUCCCUUGUAGGGUUCUUACAUGGGCCGGUUUGGAAUGACCCGCUACAGUCUUUCAUAGAAGAGAAGUCCUUACCCUUCGAACCGGCAGAUAAUGGUGAAGUGCAACAUAGGCCAGAAUAUAAAAAGAUUCACGAAGAAUACAAAGACUUGGUAGACGUGAUGCUAAGCACGUUCAUGGAAGACAUCGGCAUCACGUCGGAGCAGUUCGAGAGCGCGUGCCGCAUGUCGGCGCGCGAUCUGGCGGGGCUGCCGGCGCACUUCCACCGCCGGCUCUUCGACCAGAUCUGGGCCGCCAACGACUACGACAUCUUCGUCAAGAUGAUGACGCACAAGAAUGUUGAGCUGCAGUUGCAGGCCCUGGAGCUGAUCGAGCGUCGGUUCGGCGCGCGGCCGGCACUGUUUUCCGACGACGCGGAGCCCAGCCCGCGCAGCGACGACAGCGGGGACUGGUCCGACCAGGUCAUGAAGGAGGUCAAGCAAUUAAGCCUGGAGGAGCCAUCUGACGAGAACCAAGUGGACGUCCCGCCGGAGAUGGUCGUCGAAGAAAAGCAGUCUCUGUUACUAAAACUGCAGAGCUUUGACAAAAACGAAGAACGUAAGGCCGAAGCGAAGAAACAGGAAGAAGCACAGACUGCCAUCGAGGAAUCUCCAGUGGAAGACGUUGAAGAGGCUGCAGACGAGAUAGUUGUGAAGCCACCAGCUGCUAAAGUGAAAGCGCCGCCGCCGCCAGUUCCGGUUGUGUUGCCAGUGUUGAAAAAAGUUGAGCUGGUGAGUGAGGACGAGGUGAGGGCGCGCCAGGAGUACCUGAAGCAGCAGCGGGACAAGCUGCUGGCGCUCAAGAAGCGCGUCCGCGAGCGCCGCCUCGGGGCCGCUCAGGAGGAGGAUGAGGGAGAUGCAGGAGGCGAGGGUGAGGCCUCGAAGCCGGCGCGGCCGCGGUCGGCGCGCGUGGCGGCGGCGGCGCUGGCGGGCUCGGCGCCCCGGCCGCCGCCCGACGCCAUGUCGCUGCGCCGCGCGCUCGCCACGCAACUCAAGACUGAGGUCGUGGACACGCAACACUGAUGUUUUGAAAAUGCUAUGGAUAUGGCCCCCUAUAUUCGAUCAAGUUAAUUUGGUCGGAAUAUCCACCUGUUUGAUAAUUUUAACAGAGUCCAUACAAAAAUCUUUUUCAUGUUUUUUUUCUGUGAUAUUACUUUUAUUAAGCCCCAGUUUCACCAUACUCUGUUAGAUCAUAACAUGGGAUUA
Plutella xylostella (diamondback moth) is the source of this 1385-nucleotide messenger RNA. RefSeq names its product cilia- and flagella-associated protein 36. NCBI's taxonomy places the organism in Eukaryota, Metazoa, Arthropoda, Insecta, Lepidoptera, Plutellidae. The record is from RefSeq and is a predicted model, not a curated record. Gene Ontology annotation, cellular component: ciliary base; axoneme.